CUGCCAUAAAUUUUUUUAACAACAGAUUUUUUAAAUAUCAAGUUUAUGUCUUUUUUAAAAAAUGUCUUUCGUAGUUUUUCCUUUAAUUACAUUGUUAAUGGCAUGUUCUUUGUGUAAAUGCAACGAGCAGCACACGAAACAAGAAAGUCUCGAUAACAAAACGGCAAAUGUAAAUAAGCAUAAUGAAAACCAUGUUAAAAACAAAAUGCACGAUGUGAAACACAUCCAAGAUAAAGAACACAUCAAGGAACACUUAAAAGAACAAAUCAAUGUAUCAGAAAAAAAAUUAAGUAACACCGAUCUUCAGUUCCAUUAUUUUAAAGUACACGAUAAUGACAACGAUGAUAAAUUAGAUGGAAUCGAACUUGCAAACGCAAUGGCGCAUUACCAUGACGACGAAGGUUCUGAAAAGCCGGAGGAAUACACAGAAGAGGAGCUUGCUGGUAUGGUCGAUCAAAUUCUAGAAGAAGACGAUUUAAACAAAGAUGGUUAUAUAGAUUAUCCAGAAUUCAUUUCAUCACAAACAAAAGAAGAAAACGAAGCCGAGUAAAAUCGUAAAAAUGAAAUCUUUAGUUUUUAAUGUAAUAUUUGUAUAUUUUUUUACUAAAAAUAUUCUUCAACAUAUAAAAUA
Messenger RNA from Hydra vulgaris (swiftwater hydra), 631 nucleotides. Its product is annotated as multiple coagulation factor deficiency protein 2 homolog. The record is from RefSeq and is a predicted model, not a curated record. Gene Ontology annotation, molecular function: calcium ion binding. Lineage: Eukaryota; Metazoa; Cnidaria; Hydrozoa; Anthoathecata; Hydridae.